AUGGAUGCAAAAAUGGUUGCACAGUGCAAAAGUUCAACACUAAGUUUAGCUCGUUGGAAACCAAAACACCCUUCUGUGGUUGGAAUGCUAGCAAGGCCUCUGGACGACAAUGCAAGAGGAACAGGAAAAAGUAAUGCGUACGAAGAUAACUUGUUUGAUCACAUAGCUAUAAACCGUUUAUCAAAAUCUUUUCAAGCGGCAACAGGUUUCAGAAAUAGUAGAAGUGGGUAUGAGAGUCUGGUAGAAGCAACUACCGUGGCUUCACAAAAGUUUAGUCCCAUUCAACAACAUCAACUUGCCAUUGAAGCACUUGAUAGAGCCUUCCCAAAGCCAAUGCUUUUGUUGAUAAGGACACUGCUACCACCAUCAUCUAGAUUCGCAAGGAAAUGGUAUGCCAUCUUCACAACUUUGCUCUUCGUCUGGUUAGUCGGGCCCUUAGAGGUCAGAGAAUCGGAGGUCAACGGGAGAAGAGAAAAAAAUGUAGUCCACAUAAAAAAAUGCAGGUUCUUAGAAGAGACAAACUGUGUAGGAAUGUGUAUCAAUCUUUGCAAAAUCCCAUCUCAGUGUUAUAUAAAGGAUUCCCUGGGUAUGCCAGUGAACAUGGUCCCGAAUUUUGAUGACAUGAGUUGUGAGAUGAUAUUUGGCCAAGAUCCCCCGGAAUCAAGUGAUGAUCCAGCUCUCAAGCAACCAUGCUAUAAACUAUGCAAGGCCAAAAAAAGCCAUGGAACGAAUUGCCUCAGUUAAUGCUGCAGCUGUGCAAAGAGCUUUCAGGUCAGCAAGGAAGAAACAAGAGAACCCCA
Messenger RNA from Abrus precatorius (Indian licorice), 800 nucleotides. RefSeq names its product beta-carotene isomerase D27, chloroplastic-like. Bases 1 to 744 code for a protein of 247 amino acids. The record is from RefSeq and is a predicted model, not a curated record. Lineage: Eukaryota; Viridiplantae; Streptophyta; Magnoliopsida; Fabales; Fabaceae. Gene Ontology annotation, molecular function: iron ion binding. The transcript has 8 exons.